Pseudopipra pipra is the source of this 4869-nucleotide messenger RNA. It is a transcript of the gene NLGN3, whose product is annotated as neuroligin 3. Gene Ontology annotation, biological process: postsynaptic membrane assembly; modulation of chemical synaptic transmission; chemical synaptic transmission. Gene Ontology annotation, cellular component: cell surface; postsynaptic specialization membrane; synapse. Gene Ontology annotation, molecular function: neurexin family protein binding; signaling receptor activity. NCBI's taxonomy places the organism in Eukaryota, Metazoa, Chordata, Aves, Passeriformes, Pipridae. The record is from RefSeq and is a predicted model, not a curated record. Bases 349 to 2910 code for a protein of 853 amino acids. The transcript has 8 exons.
CGGGGUCGGGCCGGACUGAGCGGAGCGCGGGGCGCGGAGCAGCCGCCGCCGCCACCGGCAUGGCCCAGCCGCGCCGCCGCCCCCGACGUAUCAGCAGUCACCUCCAGGCUGGGCCGCUGGCAGGCAGGCAGCAGUGGGCAGCUGGGAGGCUGUGAGGAGCCAGUGGCACAUCUCCCUGCAUCCGACUCACCCAGCAGAAGGUGUGGCUGGGCUGCGCGCUCCUGACUCCCGGCUCUCCUGCUCCGUGUGUUCCCGGCGGGCAAAUCGGAGGCUUGAUGUGAUGGGGAUGCCCUGAGCCCUCGCCCCAGGAGCUUCAGGCCUGGAUGUUGGUGCUGUUUCUCCCGGACAAUGUGGCUGAUACUCUGGAGAAGCCCUCUCUUCCCCCCUGUUCUCCAAGUGCCUGAGCUGGUGGCCAGCUGGGACCUGCGUCUCACCCUCUGGGUCCUGAGCUUUGCCUCGAUGGUUGUGCGGAUGGAGGGCCAGGUCUACUCACCAACUGUCAACACACACUAUGGGAAGUUACGAGGGGUGCGUGUGCCAUUGCCCAGUGAGAUUCUGGGGCCUGUGGACCAGUACCUGGGGGUUCCUUAUGCUGCCCCCCCAGUCGGGGAGAAGAGAUUCAUGCCCCCUGAGCCACCACCAUCCUGGUCAGGCAUCAGGAACGCUACCCACUUCUCACCAGUCUGCCCCCAGAACAUCCACAACGCCGUUCCUGAGAUCAUGCUGCCCAUCUGGUUUACCUCCAAUUUGGAUAUCGUGGCCACAUACAUCCAGGACCCCAACGAGGACUGUCUGUACCUCAACAUCUACAUCCCUACGGAGGAUGUAAAACGGAUUUCCAAGGAAUGCACCCGAAAGCCCAACAAGAAAAUAUGUAGGAAAGGAGGAGCCAGCGCUAAGAAACAGGGCGAGGACUUAGCGGAUAAUGACGGUGAUGAAGACGAAGACAUCCGGGACAGCGGGGCCAAGCCGGUGAUGGUGUAUAUCCACGGUGGCUCGUACAUGGAGGGCACGGGGAACAUGAUAGACGGCAGCAUCCUGGCCAGCUACGGGAACGUGAUUGUCAUCACCCUGAACUACCGCGUUGGAGUGCUCGGGUUCCUGAGCACAGGGGACCAGGCUGCCAAGGGCAAUUAUGGGCUGCUGGACCAGAUACAGGCCCUGCGCUGGGUCAGCGAGAACAUCGCCUUCUUUGGGGGAGAUCCCUUGCGGAUCACGGUCUUCGGCUCCGGCAUCGGUGCCUCCUGUGUCAGCCUGCUCACCCUCUCCCACCACUCUGAAGGUCUCUUCCAGAGGGCCAUCAUCCAGAGCGGCUCCGCGCUCUCCAGCUGGGCAGUGAACUACCAGCCCGUGAAGUACACCAGCAUGCUGGCCGACAAGGUGGGCUGCAAUGUGCUGGACACGGUGGACAUGGUGGAUUGCCUGCGGCAGAAGAGUGCCAAGGAGCUGGUAGAGCAAGACAUCCAACCGGCUCGCUACCAUGUGGCCUUCGGGCCGGUCAUUGACGGGGAUGUGAUCCCGGAUGACCCAGAGAUCCUGAUGGAGCAGGGCGAGUUCCUCAACUAUGAUAUCAUGCUGGGGGUCAACCAGGGUGAGGGGCUGAAGUUUGUGGAGGGUGUGGUGGACCCCGAGGAUGGCGUCUCAGGCAGUGACUUUGACUACUCAGUCUCCAACUUUGUGGACAACCUGUAUGGAUACCCCGAGGGCAAGGACACCCUGAGGGAGACCAUCAAGUUCAUGUACACAGACUGGGCCGACCGGGACAACCCCGAGACACGUCGCAAGACUCUGGUGGCCCUCUUCACUGACCACCAGUGGGUAGAGCCAUCAGUGGUGACAGCUGACCUGCACGCCCGCUACGGUUCCCCCACCUACUUCUACGCCUUCUACCACCACUGCCAGAGCCUGAUGAAACCUGCAUGGUCAGAUGCAGCCCACGGGGAUGAGGUGCCUUAUGUGUUUGGGAUCCCCAUGAUUGGCCCCACAGACCUCUUUCCCUGCAACUUCUCCAAGAACGACGUCAUGCUCAGCGCCGUGGUGAUGACCUACUGGACCAACUUUGCCAAGACAGGGGACCCCAACAAGCCCGUCCCCCAGGACACCAAGUUCAUCCACACCAAGGCCAACCGGUUUGAGGAGGUGGCCUGGUCCAAGUACAACCCCCGUGACCAGCUGUAUCUGCACAUCGGGCUGAAGCCACGGGUACGUGACCACUACCGGGCCACCAAGGUGGCUUUCUGGAAGCACCUGGUUCCCCACCUGUACAACCUGCACGAUAUGUUCCACUACACCUCCACCACCACCAAAGUGCCACCACCCGACACCACGCAGAACUCCCACAUCACCCGCCGGCCCAACAGCAAGAUCUGGACCACCAAGCGCCCCGCCAUCUCCCCCGCCUACAACAGCGAGAACGGGAAGGAGAAGUGGAGCCCAGAGCAAGAGGCGGGCACCCUGCUCGAGAGCCCCCGCGACUACUCCACUGAACUGAGCGUCACCAUCGCCGUGGGCGCCUCCCUCCUCUUCCUCAACGUGCUGGCCUUCGCCGCCCUCUACUACCGCAAGGACAAGCGCCGGCAGGACACGCACCGGCAGCCCAGCCCCCAGCGUGGCGCCGCCAACGACAUCGCCCACGCACCUGAUGAGGAGAUGCCCUCCUUGCAGGUGAGCCAGGGGCACCACGAGUGCGAAGCUGUGCCGUCCCACGACACCCUGCGCCUGGCUGCUCUGCCCGACUACACCCUCACCUUGCGCCGCUCGCCGGACGACAUCCCGCUUAUGACCCCCAACACCAUCACCAUGAUCCCCAACUCGCUGGUGGGGCUGCAGACCCUGCACCCCUACAACACCUUUACCGCCGGCUUCAACAGCACGGGGCUCCCGCACUCACACUCCACCACCAGGGUAUAGCUGCCCGCCGCCGGCGCACACGCAUGCACGCACGCACACACACGCAGCAGACACUGGCAGAGGGAGCGGCGGGGCCGGCAGAGCCCCCGGACGGAGGGGCAACACCCACGGACGGGGCAGCUCCCAGCCCAGAGACCUGUGGGGUCCCGGUGUGGCCCCGGCGCUUUCUUUCGUUCCUAUCUAACUUUUGAGAAGUGCUUUGACUCUCCCGGCCUCAGGGCCCCGCGGGUUGCCCCGGGACGCCAGUGGGGUGCGGGGGGGGACGCAGUGUAACCCUGCACCCGUGCAGGCGGGCAGGGGUACCCCACUGUCAAUGGCCAUGGGGCUCCCCGUGCUGUGGCUGUGCCUCCCAGUGGGGCGAUCACAUCCCCAGCGCUAAGCCCACUGAGCACCCUGGGACUGACGAGGAGCGGGACUGGGCAUCCCUCUCAGCCAGUGCCCAGGCAUCCCCAGGCAGCUUGGCAGCCCUGGAAAAGGCUCCUUCACUGUGCUGAGAAGUGGCCCUGGGCCAUGGUGCUAUAGGCAGAGGGAAUGGGGACCUGGCCAUGUGCUGGGUGCAGGCGCUGGGGCCGGUGCUGGGGCUCAGGGACCCUGGGAGUGGGGCCCUGGGCUGGAGACUUGGCACCUCUGCCCCUCUUUGCGCUGCAGAGAAUCUCUUUUGUGUCAGUCAUUUCUCUUUGCAGAGACGUUUUUUAAAGCAGAUCUUUAGUUCUUUACACACUAACGGAGUCGCCGCGUUUUGUCCUUUGUAAAGAUUUUAAAACCAAGUGUUCUUGAUAUAAAAUAAAAAGCCAGUUAGAAGCCAGCGUGUGCGCACGGUGCCGGCCCCCCAUGGCGCCCGCCUGCCGUGGGUGGGCACCAGGCAGGGCAGUGCCUCCUGCGCUGCGGGGCCGCGCUCUUUUGUAUUUUUUGAUAUUUUCCCUCCUCUGUCACCCGUGCCCACCUAUCUCAGCCAAAUAGCCUAUCCAACGGCCUGCCUGCGAGCACCUCCGCCCCGGUCCCUCCACUGCCACCACUGGCCAAGUGCCACCCACCGCCCCACAUGGGCAUCACCUGCUCUGAGCAACACCCCCAUGAACCCAGGAGCACCACCCCAGGCCUGCCCUGCUCCCCCAGGAGCAUCCCACAUCCCUUCACCACUGCCCCAGGGCCGUGCUGUGCCCUCCCUGCCCGUGCCACUGCCCAAAAGCAGUGGUUUGCAGCCUGUGUCAGGGGUGGGGUGACAGGAGCAGAGUGAGCUGCUUUCCAACAUCCACUCUGCCUCCCAUGUUACUUCCACUGGGGCCUUUACCGCACCGUGGGGUGACCUCAUCUCUGGCAUCCGGGACAUGCAGCUGGGAUAGAUGCCUGGGCAGGGACUUUGGAGGUGAUGCAGCCUGCAUGGUGCUGGGAGCACCUGUGCCAGGGCUGGGGCACCCGCUGGGCUGGUGUGGCCACUGAACCACAUGUGGCUCAAGGCAAGUGGCUUUGGUGCAGUCGGGCAUGGAGAAGAAGCAACAUGGGAUCCCACGUGGGGCACCCCAGUCUCAGCCCCCCAUGAUGAGCACUGGCACCUGGGGAGGCAGGAGAAAGGGACAGGUCCUUGUGGGGACACCAUAUCUUGUCCCUGUGCAAGACGGUCCGGCUGGCAGACGCUGCCCAUGCUGGCGGCCGUGACGCACCGGUGCCGGCUGGCCCUGCUGGUCCUACUGCCUGGGGCCAGCCCAUCGAUGGCCCUGCUGGUCCUACUGCCUGGGGCCAGCCCAUCGAUGGCCCUGCUGGCCCUGCUGCCUGGGGCCAGCCCAUCGAUGGCCCUGCUGGCCCUGCUGCCUGGGGCCAGCGCAUCCACAGCCCUGCACCCUGCCCUGGCCCCCGCCCGGCACAGGGCUGAGGGUGAGGAUGCUCGUUGGAGAAUGUAUUUAUACCCUGUCACCCGCGCAGAGUAACAAAUUCCAAAUAAAACAGAAGUGAUAUUUUUAA